AUGAUAACCUCAAGACAAUAUGAUACCCAAAUCGCACCCAAACCGGGAGGCGACAACCCAACGCCAGUACCAAAGCACACUACUACCCCUGCCAGUCUAUUCCUCAAAGAAGAAGUCUACCGACUCGGAGCAUUACCAGGACUAAGAUCCCUACCUCCAGGCCCAGAGCGCGACUUUCUCACCCUAUCAUGGGGACCUAUCGUCUAUCGCACCUCGUACGCUCCAGAAACCAAACGCCUCCUGCCCGUAUUCCUGCGCUACCUCAACAAUUCCGUGCAACGGGCAUUGCGCCGGACAUUUACAGGCUCCGAUGAAGAAAUCCAAAUUCUUACCGAGACAUAUUCUUCCAAGGUCUUCAGCUCGCGAGAGAUGUACACCAAUAUGAAUGAGGAAGGGGUCCGGCAAGCUUUCCAUGAGUUCAAGGUGUCGCUUAGGAUACCUGAAACAGAGCUUCCGAGCAGACUGCGCAUAUGCUUGAUGCUAGAUGAUGAAGCGUUGGCGCACAUGAAGUGUGUCUUAGAUUUUUGCUCGAUGGCCGAGGAGGAUGCUGAUGUAGGUGGAUGUUGGGUGAAGGUUGUUGAGGAGAAUUUCCCGGAUUCGAGGAUGGGCGAUCACCCGCUUGCGCGACACGAUGUGGAAGGUGUAUCUGAGCGGGUUAGGGGACAUCGUGGGAGUUAUUAUGGGUGGACGAGGGUGGCAUUGAGUGCAUUGGUAGAGGUCUUUGAUGGGCUCCGUCAACUGAAAUGGUUGGUUGAUUAUCAUCGGGAGGGAAAUGUAUACAUGGGAGAUGGCAAUUGGAAGAGUAUAUCAAGCUAG
Messenger RNA from Penicillium griseofulvum, 816 nucleotides. RefSeq lists its product as uncharacterized. The transcript has a single exon. The record is from RefSeq and is a predicted model, not a curated record. Bases 1 to 816 code for a protein of 271 amino acids. NCBI's taxonomy places the organism in Eukaryota, Fungi, Ascomycota, Eurotiomycetes, Eurotiales, Aspergillaceae.